AUGAAAUUUGUCGCCCUCAUAAGGUACCCGUUUCACGCAGACUCGAUUUUCACAAUUUUCAAAUGCAUUCAAGAAGGGCAUGUGCUUGUUGCUGUUGCAAAUCUGGAGCCCCCAGCAGAUCAAGAAGAGCUUGAUAGCUACAUGUACCAGUCUGUUGGGCAUCGAGCAGUGCCAUACAUAGCUGAAGCCCUAUCAGUUCCACUGAUGCGCGAAAAAAUUACAGGCACUGCCAUCAAGACAUCGCUUCAUUACGACGAUAAGGAAUAUAACCCCAUGGAUGAGGUUGAGGAUCUAACCAAGCUUUUGGCCCGCGUUGAGGCCGUAUCUGCUGGCGCAAUUUUUUCGAAAUACCAAAAAGACCGCGUUGAGUCCGUUGCGAUCAGGUUGAACUUGCAUGUUUUGGCGCCGCUUUGGGAAAAGGACCAAUAUUUCCUCGUGAAGGAAAUGAUUGCCUGUGAGAUGGAAGUCAUCAUCAUAAAGGUGGCAUCACUUGGGCUCGGCAAAGAGCAUGUGGGGAUUCCGCUAGGCCGAAUGGUCGACCAUCUUGAGAGCCUUUCUGCCAAAUUUGGCUUUGCGGUCAAUUUUGCUGGCGAAGGUGGCGAGUACGAGUCUCUUGUUCUUGAUUGCCCGCUUUUCUCAUCUCGGCUUGAAAUGUACGUAAACGUUCGUGUGGUUGUUUAA
Messenger RNA from Mitosporidium daphniae, 681 nucleotides. RefSeq names its product ATP-binding domain-containing protein 4. The record is from RefSeq and is a predicted model, not a curated record. Gene Ontology annotation, molecular function: diphthine-ammonia ligase activity. Gene Ontology annotation, biological process: protein histidyl modification to diphthamide. Bases 1 to 681 code for a protein of 226 amino acids. Lineage: Eukaryota; Fungi; Microsporidia. The transcript has 3 exons.